GUUUGUUUGAAUAGUUAUGUACACAUGGUGGCACAUUUGAUAGGCAACCGUGGUUGCUGAACAUGAGUGAAAACACCCUAAUCCGAACGAGGAAGUUUAUGUCUAAUCGCUUGCUAUGUCGCAAGCAGAUGGUCGUUGACAUUUUACACCCUGGACGUUGCGUCCUUUCAAGAAAUGAAAUUCGAGAAAAGCUUGCUAAGACCUAUAAAACUUCCCCAGAUGUCGUUUUUGCGUAUGGUUUUCGGACUCAAUUUGGAGGUGGCAAGUCAACAGGCUUUGCUCUGGUUUACGAUUCCCUGGAUCAUGCUAAGAAGUUCGAAAUGAAAUAUCGUCUUGCUAGGAAUAAACUAGUGACAAUUCCACCAAAAGGAAGAAAGUUGAAGAAGGAAAGAAAGAACAAGGCCAAGAAGAUUCGAGGAACUAAAGUAAAGAAAACGAAGAAGGACUCUUAAUUUUGUACAGUCCUAAGAAUAAAUGUAUGGUUUAACUUGGCUCAGAAGUUUCUUGUCAAUACAAUCAAUAUAAGCUAUUAAUCAUGAA
This is a messenger RNA of Schistosoma margrebowiei, 540 nucleotides long. NCBI's taxonomy places the organism in Eukaryota, Metazoa, Platyhelminthes, Trematoda, Strigeidida, Schistosomatidae. The record is from the annotation of a GenBank genome assembly.